Molecule: messenger RNA, 3813 nt
Organism: Antechinus flavipes (yellow-footed antechinus)
Lineage: Eukaryota; Metazoa; Chordata; Mammalia; Dasyuromorphia; Dasyuridae
Product: zinc finger protein 883-like
Exons: 6
Coding region: 1609-3573 (654 amino acids)
Biological process (GO): regulation of DNA-templated transcription
Source: RefSeq, a predicted model, not a curated record
AUAUCAUAUUCCCCUGGUCCCGCUCUUCACUCUGCAUCAAUUCAUGUAAGUCUUUCCAGGUUUUUUAAAAAUUUGCCUGCUCAUCAUUUCUAAUAACACAAUAAAUAGUAUUCCAUUACAUUCUUAAACCACAAUUUGUUCAGCCAUACCCUCAAUUUCUAAUUCAUUGUCACAAAAAUGAGCUGCUAUAUUUUUGUAAAAGUUGGUCCUUUUCCCUUAUUUAAUGAUUUCUAUCAAGAAGUUUCAUUUUCAUGCUCUUGGUGUUUCAGUGCCUUGAUAAGAAUUCUGAAGUCUUUCAAAGUUGAUUUUCUCUGUGAUAGUAACACUAUACGAGCUAUUACCUCAUCUCUGCUUGGCUCACUUGGCUCUGCAGCAUUUUAAAGCGACUUUCCUAAACCUGACCAAGUUCCUUCCCCUGUCACUCCUACCCGACGGCUCUGGGUUCCAGCUCCUUCGUCCGAGUCCACCUAGACAUUAUCUCCCCCAUUAGACUGUAAGUUCCCAGAGUGCGGGAACUGCUUUGGCCAUUUCUGCCUGUAGACUGACUCAAUUUCAGAGAUUUUGAAUCCUCAAUCAUUUAAAUGCAAACCUGUUUUUGUUGGCUGGGAGCCAAGGACCGUAUUUCACAUAAACAACUUUUCAAAUGCAAGUUUAUUCUUUUCUUUCUUUGCAUCAGGAAAUGUUUGUGGUUGUGGAUAAUGGUAAACUCAUUAAAAAUAAAAACAAAGAAAAAAAAAAGAGAGAGAGAGAGACCUUAACAUAGAACCAAAGAGGCCAUAGCUUGCCAGGGGGCCCAAGUUCAAAGGCUGCAACCACAGGGGUCUCUUAGCGGAAAGAUGCUGGUGACGUUAUAGUGAGUCACGCGUACGUUCUCGCGAGGUUUCGGCUAAAUUAGGACAAAGCUUCUAGAUUCUAGGCCGCAAUCCCGUCCCUUGCUUCGACCUCUUAUGGAAAGCAUAAAUCUAAGUGUGCGAUUUUCACUCUCUACGUCCAUUUUUUUCAAGUUCGGGGAACUCCGGAGUUGGAAUGAGGAGGAAGGGGGUAGAAUAGAAGAGUAAAGGAAUGACCCUCAAAGGAGCCGACUGCGAGGACUUCAACUCCCGGAAGCCUAUAGGUGUAUAUAGCACGCGCGCGGGCCCUCGGACUGCUUCCUACACCGGGGAAUUAUGGGAAUCGUAGUUCAUGGCUAAGCCUACGCAGGCGCAGUUUUCAGGGGCGCUUCAUUUCAUCCCUUUGUUUUUAGUACUCGGAGGAGCUGGACAUCAGCAGGCGAGCCAGUGGGAUCUCCUCCGCGACGCGAACCUGAGCCGAUGGAGUCCGGCCGCAGGCAUGCCCAGGGCCCGGGAUGAGCGGCUGCCUUCCUGCCCGCACCUCUUCCCGGCCUGGACCCCGCAGUUCUGCAUGGAGUCUGCAGACGGCCCCCCCGGAGCCCCUGCCCCCUGCCCUGUAGGGAAGUGAAGGCGCCGGAGGAUGCCGCAGUCCCUCCCGGGAUACCCCCCCGCGGAGCCUCCUCACCGGCGCUGGUCCAGCCCCGCCUGCGGGAGCCGCUGAGGCCCCAGGAAUUGGGCCGGGAGACCCAGAGUGGGAAAAGCCAUCGGAGACCUUGCUAUGGAGGGGCUGGGCUUGAGGUUUCGGCGGAGAGGCUUGUCUUCUCAAGACUCUGCCCUUCCCCAAGGAAAUAGAAUUACCAAGGCAAAAGGAACAGCUUCCAGGUUCUCGCCAGCCAAAUCCCAGAAAUCACUGACCUUCCAAGAUGUGGCAGUGGACUUCUCCCAGGAGGAAUGGGGGCUGUUGGAGCCUGCUCAGAAGGACAUGUACAGGGACGUGAUGUUGGAGAACUAUGAGAACUUCAUCUCCCUUGCAGGGCUUCCCAUUUCCAAACCCAGCAUGAUUUCCCAGUUGGAGAGAGGAGAAGCUCCUUGGAUUGCAGAGGGAAGAGUUUCAUUGAACACUUACUUGGGUUCCCUUGAUCAGAAGAUGAGAUUCAAAACCAUUGAGUCAGCUCUCAAGCAGUGUGUUUCUAUGGGAGAAUCAUCUAGUGAGAGACUUACAAAGAAUGAUAUCCGAGAUUCUAACGUGUCAGAAAUUUGGAAUUAUAAUAUCAAGUUAGAAAGGCAGAAAUGCAACCAAAAGAGACAGUCUAAGCACAUAAUAAUCACUCACAGAAAAACUUCAAAUGAACCAAGUGCUGCUCAUGAAGGUCAUACUUUGUGGAGAAAGCUCAGUCUAAGGUCAGUUUUUGACACACAACAAAGAGUUUCUAUAAGAAAAUGUCCAUAUAAAUAUGAUAAACUUGGAAAGAACUUUAAGCAGUUUUCAGACCUAAUUAAGCAUAAUAGAUUCUCCUUGGGCAAGAAAAUGUCCAAGUAUAAUAAAUGCAGAAAGCCCUUCAGCUAUCACUCAAACCUUAUUUAUUAUCAUAGAAUACAUUCUCAAGGGAAAGCAUGUAAAUGCAAUGCAUGUGGCAAAGCCUCCAACAUUAACUCUUGCCUUACUGCAAACCAAAGAAUUCAUUCUACAGUGAAGCCCUAUAAAUGUAAAGAAUGUGGGAAAGCCUUCAGUCGAAAGGGAAAUUUUAAAAUACACAAGAUUAUUCAUACUAGAGAGAAACCUUUUGAAUGUAAUGAAUAUGGAAAAGACUUCAGGAAAAAUCAGUACCUAAUUCAGCAUCAAACAAAUCAUGCUGGAGAGAAAUAUUUCGAAUGUAAUGAAUGUGGAAAAGGCUUCAGGAAAAGCUCUUCCCUUAUACAACAUCAAAGAAUUCAUACUGGAGAGAAACCAUUUGAAUGCAAUGAGUGUGGGAAAGCAUUCAGCCAGAAGGGAAGCCUUAAUGCACAUCAGAGAAUUCACACUGGAGAGAAACCCUAUAAAUGUAAAGAAUGUGGGCAAGCCUUCAACUGGAUGGGAAAUCUUAAUACACAUAAAAAAAUUCAUACUGGAGAGAAACCCUAUGUAUGCGAUGAAUGUGGGAAAGUCUUUAGCAGGAAAGGGAGCCUUAUUGCUCAUACCAGAAUUCACACUGGAGAAAAACCUUUUCAAUGUAAUGAAUGUGGUAUAUCUUUCAAAUGGCGUAGAUACCUUAAGGAGCAUAAAAAAAUUCAUACUGGUGAGAAACAUCUUGAAUGUAAUCAGUGUGGGAAAGGUUUGAGAAAGACCUCAUCCCUAAUGCAACAUCAAAGAAUUCACAAUGGAGAAAAACCUUAUAAGUGUAAUGAAUGUGGAAAUUCUUUCAACCGGAAGGAACAUCUUAAAACACAUAAAAUAAUUCAUACUGGAGAGAAACCAUUUGAAUGUAAUGAAUGUGGGAAAGCCUUCAACCAGAAGGGAAGCCUUAAUAUACAUCAAAGAAUUCAUACUGGAGAGAAACCAUAUAAGUGUAAAGAGUGUGGGAAAGCUUUCAGAUGGAAGGGAAACCUUAAUACACAUGAGAAAACUCAUACUGGAGUGAAACCCUAUAAAUGUAACGAAUGUGGGAAAUCCUUCAGCCGAAAGGGAAACCUUAAUGCACAUAAUAGAAUUCAUACUGGAGAGAAACCUUUCCAGUGUAAUGAAUGUGGGAUAGCAUUCAAGUGACUCGCAAACUUUGCUGAUCAUUAGACAAUUUGUACUGGAGAGAAACCUUUGAAUACAAUGUAUUGGGAAAGCUUUCAAAGGAAUACCUUGCUGAUCAUCAAAUAAUUAUUUCUGGGUAGAAUCUUUAUAAAUGUAAUGAAUAUAGUUCAUCCCUCAUCAAAGACUUCAUAUUAAAGGUGAACUGUGGAAUUGUUAUAUAAUAGGGGGAUGCCAUAAAUUCAUCAUUUAUUAAAAACUGAA